Molecule: messenger RNA, 2240 nt
Organism: Xenopus tropicalis (tropical clawed frog)
Lineage: Eukaryota; Metazoa; Chordata; Amphibia; Anura; Pipidae
Gene: bet1l
Product: Bet1 golgi vesicular membrane trafficking protein like
Exons: 4
Coding region: 94-429 (111 amino acids)
Biological process (GO): membrane fusion
Cellular component (GO): cytosol; Golgi membrane
Source: RefSeq, a predicted model, not a curated record
CGCACUGACGCAAGGUUGAAGCGUAUUGGUGGCUGUGAGGGUGACGUUAGUGACGUGUAAUAUCCUGCCGCGUCACAUUUAGAAGAAUCCAAGAUGGCGGACUGGGGCAGAGGGCCAAAUUCAGGAGCAGUGGAUGAGAUGUUGGAUGCAGAGAACAAACGGCUGUCAGAAAAUCUUUCUUCGAAGGUGACCAGGCUGAAAUCACUUGCACUGGACAUUGACAAAGAGGCUGAUGACCAUAACAAGUACCUGGAUGGCAUGGACUCUGAUUUCCUGAGUGUGACGGGACUGCUGAGCGGCAGUGUCAAGCGCUUCACCGGUAUGGCUCGGUCUGGGCGGGACAAUCGCAAGCUCUUGUGCUACGUUUCCUCUGGACUUGUGGGGCUCUUCUUCCUUCUUUAUUACCUCGUAUCCCAUUCCAGUACAUGAGAGCACUUCCAAUUCAUACGCCAGAAGGACUUUCUUUUGCACAAUACCCAAUGACCCACAUGUGGGAAAGGGUCGGAGGAUCACAGCACUUUAGGGAUCUACAGGGCAGUCUCUGCUUAUCCCUGAUUUCUAAUUAUACCAAUCUUAACCCAGUGAUUCGCAGAAUGUUUUAGUGUGGGGAUGGUUGAACUAUUUUCAUGAUUUCAGUUGGUACAGGGAGGGGUAAAAAUGUGGGCUCAGAUCUUAAAAUGUAAAAAUAGCUCUGCCUUUUGCUUCCCAGUCACUGAGCAGGUAGUAAUGAGAUGGGCAGAAGCACAGGCAUAGCUGUGUGUAUGUCGUUCAACACAGAGCUGAUACUGGCCUUCUAUUGUAAGCCUCAUAUAAAAUAGAUAAGCAUAAGCCAAGAUUAGAAAAUAACCCUGGUUCCCAUCAGUAAUGAGGCAGUACUUAUUUGGGGGAAUUAAACCCAUACUUUGUAUUUCACAGAAGUAGACAAUUGCAUCACAGGAUGAUAUGAUGUAGGUUUAGGCCACUUCUAGCAGAACCCAUCAGAGUCCCACCUGUGAGGGACCAUUGGUAUCAAUGCCAGCCAUUUACUGCUACAUUCAUAAUGUACCCACUGUGUGCCAAAAUACAGACUGAUGCCCAGCUGCUCUCAGUGUAAGUAGCCUGUUCCGGUCUUUUCUCAUGAUUUGCCAGUUUCUUAUAUUCUGCUUAUUCAGUGUAUGUGACCAGCAAUAUAUUGGCAGCAGCGGCGGUCUGUUUGGUGCGAUAUUUGUGGAUCCACAGUGGAUAAGAAACAGAAAUUCAUGGAAUGGGCAAACAAACCCCCAAGAAAACAGGUGGGCAUAUGAUCAGUGCAUGCCCGAAAUGUCACUUGUGGUAUAUAUGUAACUUCUGCCAUAACUAAGGUAUUUGGCUGAGGCUCCCACCUCUGCAAGAAAUGGCCAUAACCUUAAGAGGGGUUGUUUUUUUUAUAGUAUGAUGUGGAGAAUAUUAUUCUGAGGCCGUAUGCAUUUUGUCCUUAUUUUUCAGCAGCUAUCUGGUUGCUAGGGUCCAAUUCAACCUAGCAACAAUGCAUUGGUUUUUAAGAGAUGGGAAUAUGAAGAAAGGAGGGCCUAAAUAGGAAGAAAAGGUAAUAAAAAGUAACAAUAAAAGUGUAGCCUAAUCAUUUUUUGUCAGCUAGGCCGCCCCCCCAUUUCAAAGCUAAAAAUAGUAAAUAAUUCAUAAACAAUAAAAUAAAGACAAAUGAAAAGGUUGCUAAGAAUAGGCCAAUCUAUAAUAUACUAAACGUUAAGCUGAAGUUAAAGCACCCCUUUGAAGUAGAACUGCAGUGUCUGUACAUCAUAGGGUCUCUAUAGAGGGCUCCCCAAUAUGGCCCCAGCUCCCCCUUAUCUGAUAUAAAGCAGUGUAGCACAGUGGGGUUGGUGGCCACCAUGUCUGCCCAUUUGGCUUGUUGUCUUUGGCAACAAACACCAGAACUGUGCAUGUUCCUGUUCUGCCACAGACAGGAGGCGGCUACCUACACUGCUGUGCUACUCUCCUGCUUGUGAAUAGGGGAGUGGGGCUGGAUUCUAGGGUGGGAAUGCUGUAGGGACGAACCCUAUGAUGUAUAAAACACUUAUGUUGUCCUUUUAAGUUAUUUUAAGAAAUUAUAUUAUUUUUUCAUAUAGGGAAAACUUUGUAGCAGCAAAAGCCUUCAUACUCACCUACUAUACGCAUUCUAUUCCCUGAAGGCCUUGCACCUGAUUAUUCCUUGCUUUUAAGAUUUCAUACAUGUAACUUGUUAAUAAAAACUGGAAAAUCUAAAA